Molecule: messenger RNA, 690 nt
Organism: Phaedon cochleariae (mustard beetle)
Lineage: Eukaryota; Metazoa; Arthropoda; Insecta; Coleoptera; Chrysomelidae
Source: the annotation of a GenBank genome assembly
CGAACACCUUUGUGGGUUGGACCAUUUUAAUUUAAACUUAGAAUUUGAGUAUCCUAUGACCCUUUGUGUUUUUUGAAAAAAUGCGUAAAGGACCUACGAUUGUGACUGUCAGUAGCGGUCAAAGUGGUAUAAGUUGUUGCUGUUGCCGGUGUUGUACGUGUCUACAGCUGCAUGUUCUGAAAUCCGAACCAGGAGUCAUCAAAUUGGCAGAAAUCAUUUUGGGAUUUUUUUGCCAAAGCCUGGCCCUGAAUUUUGGAGCAAACUAUGCAGCAACAAUUGGUACAUCGUUCCAGUCAUUCCUAACUACAGCCUCUUGGUGCCUCUUGACUAGCUUUUUACUAUUACUCUGCUAUGUUUUUUCACAAAAAUCAUUCAGCCUCCUGAGGUCAUCCCUAUUCGAGACACUAUUCAAUGGUGUGGCAUCUUUCAGCUACAUUACUUCUUGUUCAUAUCUGGGAUGGGCCGUAAAUAUGUUUCUUCAGCCAAUGUAUGUUGUUACACCUUAUUUCCAAGUUUAUCCAGCGAUGAGCGCAGCUUAUAUGGUCGGAACAUUCCUUGGACUUGUUUACGGAUACGAUGCCUAUAAAGCUUAUAAAUAUUUUCAAGGGUUCAGAUAAUAAUAAUUGUGAAAUGCCUUCACGUUUACAAUGACAAAUUCAAACGAAUGAUGUGUUUGUUGCUAGUCAGAAU